This is a messenger RNA of Planococcus citri (citrus mealybug), 1869 nucleotides long. RefSeq names its product dynactin subunit 2 (gene DCTN2-p50). The record is from RefSeq and is a predicted model, not a curated record. The transcript is spliced from 9 exons. Gene Ontology annotation, cellular component: cytoplasm; centrosome; dynactin complex. Bases 261 to 1481 code for a protein of 406 amino acids. Gene Ontology annotation, biological process: mitotic spindle organization. NCBI's taxonomy places the organism in Eukaryota, Metazoa, Arthropoda, Insecta, Hemiptera, Pseudococcidae.
UUAAUAGCAUUAAUCAAAUUAGAACUUAUUUCAUAAGUUUCGAAGCAUAAAUAUUCGUCAUUACAUUAAAUUCGCGACCGUUGGAAACCGAACUUUCGCCUCAUCUUUCCGGUGGAAACGUUCAAAAAUCGAACUAACAACUGGCAGAAAAUUUAAUCACUUCGUGGUGACGAUGACGAAGAAGUGAUAAGAAUUGUUUCAUUUUAUUAUUUUUUGCUCUCAAGUUUUUACUAAUUUAUUUGAAAUUCAUUUAAUCUACCAUGGCCGAUCCGAAGUAUGCUAAUCUGUACGGAAUUGCACACGAUCAACCCGAUGUAUACGAAACCAGUGAUCUACCCGAAGUUGACCAGAUUACAGAUAUUUUCGAAGAAAAAUCCGAAGCCAUCGAAAGACUUUCUAUAAGUGGGCCAGAUGCAUUCAAUUUAUUCAAAGGAAAAGAAGCCGAUGCCACCACCGUUGACUUUUCUCGCGUUAGGAAAUCACGCAUUGGUAGCUAUAAUAUCAGAUCACACGAUUGGGAACUAGCUGCAGCGGAUGAAGAAGAAACACAGUUACAAAAGUAUAAUCGUCUCAAAUUAGAAGUGGAAAAUCUCAUUGCAGAAAUAUCUAGUUUUUCGCAAAAUAAAGAAAAAGAUCUGACCGAGUUAUCUGAUAAUCUACAAAUUUCUACAAACUCUGCUCAAGAUUUACUUAGUAAAAUCGCUGAUUUGAAAUUGAUUGAGAAAACUGGAAAGGGAUCUUCAACGAGUGAUUCUACUUCCGAAGGAACUCAGUUUAUGAAAUUAACGAAUCAUUUGAACGGUUUACGAGAAAAAUUAGAAAACAAAGAAAUUCCAGAGAAAGAAUUAAACGAAGUGAACGCUUGUGUAGAAAAUACUGCUCAAUUUCUGCUCAAACUGAAACCCAAUCAGCGUACCAUGUUGAUAGCUCGAUCGACAGAGUUAGAACGUAAAAUCAGCAAACUGGAGAGUUUGAUUGGAUCCGGUGUCAGUUCUACCGUGCGUUUAUGUAACGUUAACGUAGACGAUGGGCUGCUAAAUUGUUGUCAGUGGAUGGUAGCUAAAUUAUCUCUAUUGGAUUCGACUCAAUUAGACGCGAUGGAAUGUAGAGUUGGUAAUAUAAAUUCGCGACUUGAACAGAUUCUAUCUAAUUUGAAUUCCGCUGCUCAAGACACAGAUAAAGAUAAGAAAAUCAACGAAUUGUACGAAUUAUCUACCAAAGUCAAAGAGAAAUCAGAAUUGGUUCAAAACGCAGUAGAACGAAUGACAGCUUUGGAGUCUUUACAUCAGCAAGGUAAAUUUACUCUGCAAACCAUCAGUCAUUUAGAAAAACUGCAAACCGAAUUAGCUCAAAAUUUAGCCAACAACGAAACUACAUUGAAUAACAUCAAACAAAGCAUGGCUGCAAAUACCGAAACCAUCAAUAAUAAUAUAGAAUCUUUGAAGAAAAGAAUCGAGGAUUUGAAAAAACCGAAAAAAUGAUUUAUCUAGUUCCGAGUUGAGCUUUUUUAAUUACUCUUUGUUUCGUCAGUCGUUUUAUCAACGAUUCGAUGCUGAAAGUUUUAUGUAUCUGUAUUCUUCAAUGAGCAAAUCGUUAAAUGCAUUAUUGCUCAAGUUCGAUACAGUAUUUUAUUAAACUCCUUAAAUCGCGGAGAAUUAAUUUAUUCGUAAUCCAUUCGCUUAUUCCUUUCCUGCCGUAAAAUCACCUGUAAAUUUACAGCGAUACAACUUUCUAAUUACGUACUUUUAUCGCAUUUAUACUUCGUAAUUGUGCCCGAAUUAUUUAUUUGAAAUAUAAAGUCAAGGGCAACUGUAAAUUAUAAUAUAGUUUUUUUAACAUUUUACAAAAAUAAACGAGUUUACUUUUAAA